AUGUACAACAGAAAUUACUCCUCGCGGAGAUACACUUACAUCAAGGCCAUCAUUCUGGGAGACAGCGGCGUGGGAAAGACAUCCCUGAUGCACCAAUACGUCCGGAACACAUUCAGCACGCAGUACAAAGCAACCAUCGGCGCAGACUUUAUGAAAAAAGACGUCGACCUUGGUGACGGGCGCGUAGCCGACGUCUCCUGCUGGGACACAGCUGGCCAGGAGCGGUUCCAAAGCCUCGGCGUGGCUUUUUACCGCGGCGCCGACUGCUGUAUCCUGUGCUUCGAUGUGACAAAUCUGCGCAGCUUUGAGAAUCUGGAGAGCUGGCGCGAUGAGUUCCUGAUUCAGGUCGGGCCCCGGGACCCGGAAAGCUUCCCGUUUGUCGUUGUUGGAAACAAGAUUGACAUGGAGGGGAAGCGCGCGGUGUCGCAGAAGCGCGCGAUGGAGUGGUGUGCGGCAAAGGGCAAUAUUCCGUACUUUGAGACCAGCGCUAAGAAGGAUAUUAACGUUGAGGAUGCCUUCAGGACUGUGGUUAGGAAUGCCAUGGACCAGGAGACCGAGGCUGAUAUCUACAACGACUUUCCUGAUCCCAUCAGAAUCGACGCUGACGACCAGGACAGUCAGGCGUGUGCGUGCUAG
Kickxella alabastrina is the source of this 636-nucleotide messenger RNA. RefSeq names its product ras family-domain-containing protein. Gene Ontology annotation, biological process: regulation of vacuole fusion, non-autophagic. The coding region runs from base 1 to 636 and encodes 211 amino acids. The transcript has 2 exons. Gene Ontology annotation, molecular function: GTPase activity; GTP binding. NCBI's taxonomy places the organism in Eukaryota, Fungi, Kickxellomycota, Kickxellomycetes, Kickxellales, Kickxellaceae. The record is from RefSeq and is a predicted model, not a curated record. Gene Ontology annotation, cellular component: fungal-type vacuole membrane; vacuole; phagocytic vesicle.